Molecule: messenger RNA, 3755 nt
Organism: Salvia miltiorrhiza (redroot sage)
Lineage: Eukaryota; Viridiplantae; Streptophyta; Magnoliopsida; Lamiales; Lamiaceae
Product: protein FAR-RED ELONGATED HYPOCOTYL 3
Exons: 8
Coding region: 849-3380 (843 amino acids)
Biological process (GO): regulation of DNA-templated transcription
Molecular function (GO): zinc ion binding
Source: RefSeq, a predicted model, not a curated record
AUAACUGCUUCUUCUUCCUCCCAUCCCUCUCCCUCCCUUUCUCUUCUGCUCAAAUAAUUCGCUCCUAUUCUCGCUAAAUGAUCAAUUUCAAGAAUCGGAGAAACGUUUUCCCUUGAUUUCCUGCUCAAAUUCGUGCCGCUUUUUAUCCAUAUAAUUUUCUUGUUUCGCUGUACUUGGAUUGUUUUGCGUGAACGUGGGGUUUUUCUUGAUUGUUCUUUUCUUUUCUGUUGGGUUUUCGGAGCUGAUAUAACCGCAUUCUGUGCUGUGUUUCUUUUCCCAAUGUGGUGAAAGCUUCACAAUGUAGUUAUUUAGGCUUGUUGGUUCUUGCUUCUUUUGCGCUUGCUGCAGAGAGCUGCCAUUUCUAAAUGUGUUAUCAAUUGUUAACUACUUGAUGUUAAAUGUGGUUUUCGAGAUUUUCGUUGCAAUGGCACUUGUAUUUACAGAAAUGCAUUAUUUUAUCUGAGUUUAAUUGCAGUGACCUCCUUUGAGAAUGAGCUAAAUCACUUACUGUAAUCUUUCCUCUCAUGCAAUUUUCAACAGCUAUUCUUUAAGUGUACCCUUCUAAAAUCUUGUGCUUGGGCAUCAAUGGAGGAUGCUGUUGCCUUUGUAAAAAAUAUGUUAUCAAACAUGCUUUUGCUGGUACUUACCGCCGUGAUGUUGUUGUAUGCCUCUGCACAUGACAGAAUCAUGAAUGUGGUGGUUAUUUCUUUUUCCUGUGGCAGUGAAAUGUAAACUAAAUGCAGAACUGUAUAAAAGCUCUUAUCUUCAUUGCUCUAUAGAGCUCAAAUUCAUGUCCAAUUUGCCAGGUUGCUACACAACACCUUAUUGCAGGACAACGAGUUGUUGUCAUGGAUAUAGAUCUUAGGUUGCCUUCUGGAGAACAUGAUAAAGAAUUAGAAGAGCCUAAUGGAAUUGUUAAUAUGCUAGAUGGGGAAGAGAAGCCCCUCAAUGUAGAUGGAGUGGGUGAGAGUAUGGGAGACGAGGAUAAGUUGCAUGUCGAAGAUGGAGAUGAUGUGAAUUCUCCGUUACCUGAUAUAGAUUUCAAAGAUGUGACAAUUCUUGAGCCACUUCCUGGUAUGGAAUUUGGGUCUCAUGGGGACGCCUAUGCUUUCUAUCAGGAAUAUGCUAGAUCUGUGGGAUUCAGUACUGCAAUUCAGAAUAGCCGCCGGUCAAAAACAUCAAGGGAAUUCAUUGACGCAAAAUUCGCAUGCUCUAGAUAUGGCACAAAACGUGAGUACGAGAAAUCUUUGAACCGCCCGCGCAGUAGACAAGGAAGCAAUCAGGAUGCUGAGAAUGCUACAGGUCGUCGAGCAUGUGCAAAGACAGAUUGUAAAGCAAGUAUGCACGUUAAGAGAAGGUCCGAUGGGAAGUGGAUAAUCCAUAGAUUUGAGAAAGAGCAUAACCAUGAACUGUUACCUGCCCAAGCUGUAAGUGAACAAACCAGAAGGAUGUAUGCUGCAAUGGCUAGACAGUUUGCUGAAUAUAAAAGUGCAGUCGGUCUUAAACAUGACUCCAGAAGCCAAUUCGAAAAAGGCAGGAAUAUGGCAAUGGAUGCAGUAGAGGCGAGUGCUAUGCUUGAGUUUUUUGUCCAUAUGCAGACUCUGAAUUCAAACUUCUUUUAUGCAGUGGAUGUUGGUGAGGAUCAACGUCUGAAAAGUCUAUUAUGGAUUGAUGCCAAAAGCAGGCAUGACUAUCCCAAUUUCAGUGAUGUUGUAUCUUUUGAUACGAGCUAUAUAAGAAACAAGUAUAAAAUGCCUCUAGCUCUAUUUGUUGGGGUCAACCAGCACUAUCAGUUCAUGCUACUUGGAUGUGCUUUGGUGUCUGAUGAAAACGCAGCGACAUAUUCAUGGGUCAUGCAAACGUGGUUGAAGGCGAUGGGUGGUCAGGCUCCGAAAAUUAUACUCACUGAGCAAGACAGGGUUUUGAAAUCUGUUAUUUCAGAUGUUUUGCCAUCCACUCUUCAUUUUUUCUCCUUGUGGCAUAUAAUGGGAAAGGUUUCAGAAACAUUGAAUAGUGUAAUCAAACAGAAUGAAAACUUCAUGUCUAAAUUCGAAAAAUGCAUUUAUAGGUCGUGGACAGAGGAGGAGUUCGAAAAGAGGUGGCUCAAGCUGGUGGAUAGAUUCGAACUGAAAGAGAACGAGUUGAUCCAGUCAUUGUAUGAAGAUCGCAAAAUAUGGGUGCCUAACUUUAUGAAAGAUGGAUUUUUUGCUGGGAUGUCGACCGGUCAACGAUCAGAUAGUGUGAAUUCUUUCUUUGACAAGUAUGUACAUAAGAAGACUACUGUGCAAGAGUUUGUUAAACAAUAUGAUGCCAUUCUGCAAGACAGGUAUGAAGAGGAAGCGAAGGCCACUUCUGAUACAUGGAACAAACAGCCUGCUUUAAAGUCUCCUUCACCUUUCGAGAAGCAUGUAGCUGGCCUAUACACUCAUGCUGUAUUUAGGAAAUUUCAAGUCGAGGUAUUGGGCGCGGUAGCAUGUAUUCCUAAGAAAGAGGAACAAGUUGAUGCGGUGGUUACUUUCAAAGUACAAGAUUAUGAAAGGAAUCAAGAAUUUGUUGUCACAUUGAACGAGUUGAAAUCUGAAGUAUCCUGCAUAUGCCGCUUGUUUGAAUUGCAAGGGUUCCUUUGUAGACAUGCAAUGAUUGUUCUUCAAAUCUGUGGCAUCUCAACAAUACCGUUGCAAUAUAUCUUGAAACGGUGGACGAAAGAUGCCAAGAGCAGAUACUCAAUCGAAGGGUCUGAACAGGUGCAGUCAAGGCUGCAGCGGUAUAAUGAUCUUUGUCAAAGGGCUAUGAAAUUGGGUGAAGAAGGGUCAUUAUCACAAGAGAGUUACAGUCUGUCUCUUCGUGCACUUGGUGAUGCUUUUGAGAACUGUUUGAAUGCGAACUACUCCAAUAAGAAUCUUCUAGAAGCUGGACCUUCUGCCUCCCCAGGUAUUUUGUGCAUCGAAGACGACAUUCAGAGUGGAAGUUUGAGCAAGACGAAUAAGAAGAAGAAUGCAACUAAGAAAAGAAAGGUUAACAUGGAGCCGGAUGUUAUUACAGUUGGCACGACAGAUAGCUUACAACAAAUUGAAAAACUGAGUUCUCGACCUGUAAAUCUGGACGGAUUUUUCGGUCAUCAUCAAAGUGCUCCGGGAAUGCUGAACUUAAUGGGUCCCACACGUGAUAGUUACUUCGGGAACCAACCUGCCAUUCAGGGACUAGGCCAGCUGAACUCCAUCGCACCUACCCAUGAUGGUUACUAUGGUUCUCAGCCUGCCAUGCCCGGAAUGGGGCAUAUGGAAUUUUUCCGCACUCCAAAUUUCGGCUAUGGUAUUCGGCAGGAUGAUCCUAAUGUGAGAUCUGCGCAGUUGCAUGACGACGCAACAAGACACGCGUGAGAAAAUAUCUCUCUCUCAAUUAAUGAUGCCGUUGUACAGAAGCGCAGUGGGCAGAUUCGUCGAACGCGUUGGUGUCCGUACAGACUGAUGUGUAUCAAGAGUUGGCCGAGUGAAUGAAGAAGUGUGCCAAAUGGGAGGAGCAUCUCCUGAUUUAACUUGUAUAGUAAGUGAACAUAGAUUAAGCAGCAGCGUGUAACUUCAUUGUCCCCGGCGACGAGCACUGCGCCGUGUUGUAGCGACAGUAGCUUUGUCGUCGCCGUCGCGGCAGCGACGAGCACUGCGCCCGUGUUGUAGCGAUAGUAGCAAGAUGUAUCUGUAGUUAAUUUACGGUAAAAUUUAGUAUUCCUAUGAAGAAGAGAGCAUUGCUGAGUUGAU